Molecule: messenger RNA, 782 nt
Organism: Pseudophryne corroboree (corroboree frog)
Lineage: Eukaryota; Metazoa; Chordata; Amphibia; Anura; Myobatrachidae
Gene: TSTD1
Product: thiosulfate sulfurtransferase like domain containing 1
Exons: 4
Coding region: 21-425 (134 amino acids)
Cellular component (GO): cytoplasm
Molecular function (GO): thiosulfate-thiol sulfurtransferase activity
Source: RefSeq, a predicted model, not a curated record
AGGGAGGCUGGAAGCCUGCAAUGUUUCUGAGGAAGCUGCUGCACAAGCUGAGACCGGCUACACACAGCACCAUGAGCAGAGGAGGAGCAAUUACAUACGAUGACUUGAAGAAGCUGAUCUCCACCAGAGACUUCCAGAUAUUUGAUGUGAGAACACCAGAGGAGGUUAAAGAUGGAAAGAUCCCAAACUCUACCAAUAUACCAGUCACGGAGAUAGAAGACGCUCUGAAGAUGGACCCAGACACUUUUAAAGCAACGUAUAACGUGGAGAAGCCCAAGCUGGACGAUGACAACAACCUCGUGUUUCACUGCCACAUGGGCAGGAGAGGCCAGCGCGCCACCGACAUCGCUGCCGGACUGGGAUACAAGAAUGCGCGGAACUACUCCGGUGGCUACAAGGAGUGGGCGGAGAAGGAAGGGAAAUGAGGAACUGUACAAUGACCGCGCCUGCAUCCAGCUAAGCAGACGCGCUUCUUGCAACGCUGGAAUUCACCUGCCAUUAUGCAGAAGCCGGAGAUGUUAAUGUGACCAUUUUCUCUACAAAUAUUCCACUCCUGUCUGGUCCACUGCCGGAUAGCACGCCAUGUGUGGUGGGCGUUCCUUCUCUAGACAGGCAGAUGCUGACUGACACCCUGCCAGACUUUGCUGAAACACACAGAUCAUCGGGAGGAAUGCGUGUUCCACCCAACGUGUUUCUAGGGGAAGAGACUUUUCUCUUACGUCCUAGAGGAUGCUGGGGACUCCGUAAGGACCAUGGGGUAUAGACGGGCUCCGCAGGAGAUA